This is a messenger RNA of Armigeres subalbatus, 2427 nucleotides long. RefSeq names its product ATP-dependent RNA helicase vasa. NCBI's taxonomy places the organism in Eukaryota, Metazoa, Arthropoda, Insecta, Diptera, Culicidae. Gene Ontology annotation, molecular function: RNA helicase activity; RNA binding; ATP binding. The transcript is spliced from 5 exons. Gene Ontology annotation, biological process: cell differentiation; gamete generation. The record is from RefSeq and is a predicted model, not a curated record. Gene Ontology annotation, cellular component: nucleus; P granule. The coding region runs from base 339 to 2228 and encodes 629 amino acids.
UUCAUUCAUUGAUAGAAUAUCAAAGCCCAUAAUCUCAUUUUAGCCGAUGUCUGUAUUUUUUAUCUGAAACUUGACCUGUAGAGCCAAUAUCAGGGCUAGUUCUGUUGCAAUGUGCUUUCUUGUGUUACAUUAACUGAGUUCCUGUGGACUGAUGACAAAUCACUUUUAGUUCCCGCCAGUUAUCGUAAAAUUAACAAUGGCCAGCAUUAAUCAGUGUCAAUUCAGGAUUUAACAAAUUGUAAACUUCCGAACAAUCCAAUCACCCGCACGCGGGUCAAGUUUAGGCCACAUUUAUUCGGUAUCAGUGGUGCAGUGAUUUGUAAACCGUUGAAGUUACAAUGUGCGACGAGUGGGAUGAUAAUGACGCGGCUGGAAAGUCUUUUGGACAACCGAAUUAUGAUGACGAUAACCAGGACAGCGGCUACUCCGAAAAUCGUCGAGGCGGUGGCGGCUUUCGAGGUCGUGGCGGACGUGGCGGUCGCGGCGGACGAGGUGGACGUGGAGGAAGUCGCGACUAUGGCGGAGGUGAAAACGGCUUUGGCGCCGGUGGAGACGGAUAUGGUAACGAUGAUGGCACCAAUGGUCAUGAAAACGGUUUUGGCGGUGGAGAACGCGGCGGAUUCCGUGGACGGGGUCGCGGUGGUCGUGGAGGCCGCGGUGGUGGCGGCCGAGGAGGUCGCGAUUUUGGCGGGGGUGACAAUAAUGACGGAGAAAAUGGGUUUGGCCGUGGUGGCGGUGGGGGAUUCCGAUCCCGCAACCGGGAUGACGAAGAAAACAAUGAGAAUGGUGGAGACGAUCAGGUGAAAACUGAGAAACCUCGGGAGCUGUAUAUUCCUCCUGCUCCUACUGAGGAUGAGAACGAAAUGUUUGGUUCGGGUAUCAGUUCCGGCAUUAAUUUCGACAAAUUCGACGAAAUCAAAGUAAACGUAACAGGUGAAAAUCCGCCGAGUCCGAUCAAGUCGUUCAGUGAAUCGGGGCUGCGAGAUUACCUGUUGCAAAAUGUGCGUAAAUCUCACUACACUAAACCCACACCGAUCCAAAAAUACGCCAUCCCAAUCAUCAUGGAUAAGCGAGAUUUGAUGGCAUGUGCUCAGACUGGCUCUGGAAAAACGGCUGCCUUCUUGCUACCCAUGAUCAAUACGCUACUGAAUGAUAAUGAUGAUAUGGUACCCGGGAAUCCAUUCGUAGUCAUCAUUGCUCCUACUCGAGAAUUGGCUUUGCAGAUCUUCAACGAAGCCCGUAAGUUUGCGCUUGGAACAAUCCUGAAAGUAUGCGUUGCCUACGGAGGAACUGCUACCCGACAUCAAAUGGACAACAUCCAAAACGGUUGCCACAUUCUUGUCGCAACGCCCGGUCGACUGCUAGACUUUGUAGACAAACAAGCAGUAACUUUUGAGCGAGUUAAAUUUAUGGUACUCGACGAAGCAGAUCGCAUGCUCGACAUGGGCUUCAUGCCUUCGGUCGAAAAAAUGAUGAACCACGAAACGAUGCGGCCUAAGGAAGAUCGGCAAACAUUGAUGUUCUCCGCGACGUUCCCAGCUGAAAUUCAAGAGUUGGCUGGACAGUUCCUCAACAAUUACAUUUUCGUCGCAGUGGGAAUUGUUGGAGGCGCUAGUACUGACGUUGAGCAAACCAUCUAUCAGGUUUCAAAGUUCCAGAAACGUAAGAAGCUGGAGGAACUAUUGGAGUCCGACGAUCCAACCGGAACAUUGGUAUUUGUAGAAACGAAGCGCAAUGCCGAUUACCUGGCGUCGCUUCUUUCGGAAACAAAGUUUCCUACUACCUCCAUACAUGGUGAUCGCCUACAACGUGAGCGAGAAGAAGCUUUACGAGAUUUCAAGUCCGGAAAAAUGUUCAUACUGAUUGCUACAUCAGUAGCCGCACGAGGACUGGACAUUAAAAAUGUAGCUCACGUUAUCAACUAUGAUCUACCCAAGAGUAUCGACGACUAUGUUCACCGAAUUGGACGAACCGGUCGUGUAGGCAACAAAGGCAAGGCUUCAAGCUUCUACGACAUGGAAGCGGAUGCUGCUAUCGCACCAGAUUUGGUCAAGAUUCUGACGCAAGCCGGACAACAAGUGCCCGACUUCUUGGAGGGUCUUUCUACUGGAGGUUCAUUCGGUGGAGCCAGCCAGUUUGGUGGACGAGAUAUCCGCUCCCGGGAUACAGGCGGAUCGCGAAUCGAUGCACAGCCUAAACAAAUGGAACCGGAAGAAGAAUGGGAUUAGGGUUAGACAAUUCUAUCUCUUAGACCUGUGGCAUAAGAAAUAAUUUGAACUUUUGUUUACAUUUUUUAAGUUUUUAAGUACAUUCUUAUGAAGAGUGUAAUGACAUCCCGAUCAAGAAAUAUAUAUUUGAUAAAAAUUGUUAUGAACAAUUUCAGUACUUCUGACGAAUAAAAUGUUACAUGUUCUAGAGCACUCAAAA